Messenger RNA from Staurois parvus, 353 nucleotides. The record is from the annotation of a GenBank genome assembly. Lineage: Eukaryota; Metazoa; Chordata; Amphibia; Anura; Ranidae.
CUAGCAGAGCACUGUUGAGCGCUCUAACAGUCCACUGCUUCUUCCUGCUCUCAGGUAACUGCCUGCCCAUAUGAGGUACGUCAGGGGCGGACUGACAACUCAUGGGGCCCCUGGGCAAUAGGGGAUCAUGGGGCCCCUGUGUCCUUGCCCAAAUUUAAAAAAGCCUAUGAAAAAGGUAUCAGGGGCAUCUCAUGGGGCCCCCUUCUGACCUCGGGCCCUCGGGCAGUGCCCGAGUUUCCAAAUGGUCAGUCCGCCCUGUAUCCAGUAUACCUUUCCUCUAUGCUAAAGUCAGAAGCUUCAUUCAGCUUAAAACACAUUUGAAACAUACAUACAUAUGGACAUCAUAGCCAUCU